This is a messenger RNA of Paramuricea clavata, 483 nucleotides long. Lineage: Eukaryota; Metazoa; Cnidaria; Anthozoa; Malacalcyonacea; Plexauridae. The record is from the annotation of a GenBank genome assembly.
AUGCUUAAAAUCGCGGAAGAAAAGAAGAAAGAGUGUCCACACGCAGUUACAACCUUAGAACGAGACAGAUAUGCGGACGACCUUAUUCAUUCCUGUCCAAAUACAGAAGAAGCGCCAGAGAGUAUGGAAGAAGUCGACAAGGUUUUGGCAACCGGCAGUUGCGUUGGGAAGGAAUGGCUAUGCUCAUCUAAUGUCCCAAGCGCAGCGAAAACGGACACGCCUAAGUCACCGAUCGUCAGCGAGAAUGAAACUAAUCCAAAUAUGUUAGUUGUAAGCUUGAAUGGUGAGGAAGAGACGAAAACUCUUCGCGUAGUUUUGAAACCACGUAAAGAUGUAUUAAGUUUCGCGUCAAGAGAAAUCAAAAUCGAGAAGUUGAAAAAGAGAUCAGUCCUAUCAAGUAUUUCAAAGCUCUAUGACCCACUAGGUCUCGCGUCUGCCGUCACAAUAAAAGCAAAGGCGCCUUGCAAGAGAUUUGGAAAUUGA